Messenger RNA from Chinchilla lanigera (long-tailed chinchilla), 3052 nucleotides. RefSeq names its product chromosome unknown open reading frame, human C6orf25 (gene Mpig6b). Gene Ontology annotation, cellular component: plasma membrane. NCBI's taxonomy places the organism in Eukaryota, Metazoa, Chordata, Mammalia, Rodentia, Chinchillidae. Bases 1194 to 2315 code for a protein of 373 amino acids. The record is from RefSeq and is a predicted model, not a curated record. The transcript has 7 exons. Gene Ontology annotation, biological process: integrin-mediated signaling pathway; megakaryocyte development; blood coagulation.
UACUGUGAGCGAGGCAGGUGGGCGGAGGCGAGGGUGGAGUUGUUGCUUGUGCCGGGCCCACACCCUGAACAUCUUGUCCCACUGCGCCCAUCGGGGAUGAGUCAGGAGGAGCACAUCCACCAACAAAGCACGGGGCCGGGGCGACCCAGGGCGUGAAGAAACCCUGGGGAGGGAGUAAGAGGAGGAUGGAGAACAGACACUUUGAAACAGAAAGAAAUGUGAAAAAUAAAAAUCGUGCGGCUGCAGCACUUUCACCCGUCAGAGCUGGCUUGGAAGCUGAGGCCAGCGUGACCAGCAAGGGUGAUUUACCCUUCCCUCGCCGGGCUGCCAAGAGCACAGGAAGAGGCGCCGUCCUGUCCUGAGUGGAAGCCUCUACUGCAGUUCUGGGCAGAAGGAACAAUGCCUGGCAGGGAGCACACCGGUUUGUGUCUCACCAAAACGGAGAUGAGGGUAUGCAGCCCGGGAAAGAGACGGGAGGAAUAGGAAGGGCCACUGCUGAGCACCGGGUCCCUCAUGGAGUCGACAGGGAGGCGGAGGUCCAAAAUGAGCCUGGGUCUGGAGCCCUAGGUCUAAGGAGUCCUGCUGAGGGCCAGAGGGCCCAGCUGAGAGCCGCCAGCACCCCGUUCUCUGAAGGGGCAUCACAGUGCAGAAUGGCCAUUGUGACAGCUUCUGCUAGUGUCUAGAAACUGGACAGUGGGAUUCGGCUGAAACUGACUGCCAAAUGUAGGUGUGUGGGGACCCCUGGCAGGCGCGUGCGGGCAGAAGCUGGGCACGGAAGGGGCGGAAUUCAUCUCAGUUCACUUCAUCUCCCCAGCUCCUGCUCAAGCACAGGGUAAAGGGUCUGUGAUGUCAUGGAAGGUCUCCGUGAUGUCAUGGGGGGGCAAGACUAGGGCUGAGAGUCCAGGUGGGCCAGGCACACAGGUCAGGGAGGUGCUGUCUCAGCCUCCCAAAGGCUCGUGGGUGGGGCACUGCUGGCAGGGCGGGACAGCGUGGCACAGAGAGGUGAGGUAGGAGCUAAAUAAAGAAGUAGCAACAACAAUGAGAAGCACCUGAAUAGUGUUCCUGGCUGUCAGCCAUUGUUCAGGGACUUUAUAUGCACUGUGUUGUUUGGUUCUCACAGUGUGCUAGGAAGUAGGUGCUUUUGUCUCCAUUUCUCGGAUGAGCAGCAGGCAGAGACUAAACGACGCACCUGCAUGGCACGGCUGGUGGAUGGCAAAGCCAAGAUUCCUGAUGCUCCCAGCCACUGCCGCUCUGGAGGAGUUAGGCAGGCACACGCGCUUGUGCCAAGGGCCAGGGCACAAACCUUCUCUGGUCGGCCGCCCUGGGGACCGGGUGAAUCUCUCCUGUGUGGGGGUCUCGCACCCCAUCCGCUGGGCCUGGGCACCCAGCUUCCCCGCCUGCCUAGGCCUGUCCAAAGGACGCCGCCCGAUCCUGUGGGCCUCGGCCAGCGGGGUCCCCACUGUGCCGCCCCUCCUGCCCUUCGCCGGCCGCCUGCGUUCCCUGGACCCUGCCGUCCGCCGGCUGGAGCUACUCGUGAGCGCAGGGGACUCGGGCACCUUCAUCUGCAAGGGCCACCAAGAAGAAGAGAGCCGCACGCUGCUUCACGUGCUGGGGGACACGGCCGACUGCAGGGCCCCGGGGCCCAGCCACGGGUCGGUGUAUCCCCAGGUCUUCAUCCCUCUGCUGGGCGCGGGGCUGGCGCUGGGCCUGGGGGCGCUGGGCGUGGUCUGGUGGCUGCGCAGGUGAGCGGGGGCGUGGCCUCGUGGCUGCGCAGGUGCGCGGGGCGCGGCCCCUGGGAUGGCGUGGUCGGGAGCGGGGAGGGCGCGACCCGAAGCUGCGGGGGUGGGAGGGAGAGCGCGAUCGAGCUCCGCGCGCGCGGUUUGGAGGAGGCGAGAGGUCGGCCCGGGAGAGCGAGGUCGCAGGGUGCCGUGCGCGGCCCUGGCGGAAGGGACCGAGCCAGAGCGCCGCAGGAUGCGAGCGUGGGCCGCCUAGCGCGGAAAGGAGCCUACGCUGUCCCGGUGGGUCAGAGCCUGCAAGUUGCAGGGGUGACGUUGGCCGAGGAGAACCAGCGCGACGAGAUGGGCGACUCUCACAGGCUGCCCUCUCCCUCGCAGGCGCGCGCCCCCGCCCCCGCUGCCGCCGCUGCCCGCGUUCGCUCCACUUGUGAAAGCAGAGUCCCCGGCGCCCGCAGUGGAGUGGGUGGAACCCGAGAUUCCAGGGGACCUGGACCCGGAGGAGCCGAGCCUGCUGUACGCAGAUCUGGACUACAUGGCCCUCAGGAGGCCCCGCCGGCUGUCCUCGGUGGUCCCUGCUGACGCGUCCACUGUCUAUGCGGUUGUAGUUUGAAGGGCACCCUUUACCCCGGCCCUCCUGGGGGCCUCUCCCCUGGAAGGGGAAUCCGGGGGGCAGGUGACCUGGGUUCCAGCUCCCUGCCGAAGCUCUUGCCCCAUCCCUCCUACAACCUCCGCUAUGGCUUCGCCAGCGGUGUCUUCUCUAAGCCUGAUUGAGCCCUGUCUCCCACCUGAGACAUCCGAACUCCCCUGCGUUUGCCCUGUCUCUUCAGAAUCCAGCGUUUUGAUCCAGGGGUGUACACCUGCUCUUUUCAUUUUCUUCUGAAAUUGAAUUUCAUUUUCUGCUGAAACUGCUUACCUACCCUCCACGAGGACGCCAGGGAUGUCCUAGGCGCCAUUCUUUAGCAUUCGUCUGGCUUGGCUUUGAUCACCCCCUCCUUUAUGCUCUGUUCUACUUUGCUGCUGGUGUCCUCCUUCUGAACUCCUUAUUCCCUCGCCCCACAGUGUGCCCCGCAAUUCUAGGUUUGUUCCGUUCUUUUUUACCUUCACUCCCCUUCAGGAAGACUUCUAGCCACAGCCCAUCCUCAGCCUCCAGCUUUGCAAAUGGCUCCCAGAAUUCUCUCCUGCCCAGAUCUAGUACGGUGUCUCUGGCUGCCCCCGGCAUUUUGCAAACAUGUCAAACCCAACUCCUUGUCAUCUCCCAAGUCACUCGGGGAAUCCUCCUUUGCAUUUACUUUUUUUUUUUUUUUUUUUCUUCCUUU